AUGCUCAGAAAUCUUAAAAUCGUUGCUUUCUUGGCCAAUUUAUCUCUUUCACUCCAGAAUGAGUUCCCUCCACAUCCGGCCACUUGCUCUAUUUCUGCUACCGCAAAAUUGGCAGCGUCACUUCGCCUUAGCGCUAGCUUUCUUCUUGAGAGUGCACGGCUUUUUGACAAUGCCCAGACAGCCAGUCUUCCGAAAAUCAGCAUUGCAAGAGAUCAAGCCUUAACGAAAAGCCUGCUUGCCGAGCAAACACUUGCUCCCUUGUCGGAUCUCAGUAGCCUGAGUCUACCGGAGACAACUGCUGCCCCUCCGAUUUCGCCAGUAUGCCUAACAGAAUGGAGCAUUGUUCAAGAAGCAGCGAAUAUCGGCAAGACAGAAUAG
Molecule: messenger RNA, 378 nt
Organism: Protopolystoma xenopodis
Lineage: Eukaryota; Metazoa; Platyhelminthes; Monogenea; Polystomatidea; Polystomatidae
Source: the annotation of a GenBank genome assembly